Strongylocentrotus purpuratus (purple sea urchin) is the source of this 5628-nucleotide messenger RNA. RefSeq names its product next to BRCA1 gene 1 protein (gene nbr1). Lineage: Eukaryota; Metazoa; Echinodermata; Echinoidea; Camarodonta; Strongylocentrotidae. Gene Ontology annotation, cellular component: phagophore assembly site. Gene Ontology annotation, molecular function: zinc ion binding; ubiquitin binding. The record is from RefSeq and is a predicted model, not a curated record. The transcript has 19 exons. Gene Ontology annotation, biological process: macroautophagy. Bases 152 to 3445 code for a protein of 1097 amino acids.
AAAUGUCAACAUAAACAACAGUCUAUGUAAUGUGAACGAUGCGGAAAGGAACAAUGAAUUGCUACGAUUGAUCACAACUUUCAUCUAUUUCUGUGCCGAGUGGGACUGUGAUACCUGAACGAGUGCAAAGAAUAGACAUUCAAGAUAGAAAAUGGAGGAGAACAUAGCUCUAGAAGUGAGAUUUGAAGGAGAAACACAAAUUUACAGCCCUGCGUACAAGACGAAAUGGCAGGAUUUGCUUGCGAUGCUCAAGUGUUCCUUCGACCUGGAAGACAUUGUUGUAACUUACAUUGAUGAUGAGGAAGAUGAGAUUGCUGUAGACACUGAAGAAGAGUAUGACCAGGCCAAAGCGCUGGCCUCCAAGUGUAAUAACGUGCUUCGUCUUAGAGUCUCCAGAGUAAUUAUAUUAGACACCCUUCCAAAGGAAAGCCCAAGUCUCCCUGAGACAACAGAAGCAGUUAAAAGGAAGAGAAUGCACACUCCACCUCGGCCAGAAAAAGAAACACCCUACCCGCAGCCGGGCCCUGCCCUCCCCAGUACCCCUCCCAUACCCGUUCCCCCACCACGCCCAAAAGUCCCACCUCGUCUGAACCGGACGACUUCCCUGCCAGGCCAUAAGCAGCCCUCUGAUGUGAGUGGUUAUGUGAUGAAGGCUAUGGAGGAACUCAAACAGCUUAACAUAUCUACUCCAGAGCAGAGUGAUGGUCCUAACAAAGAAAAAGAGGUGAUUGACCAGAUUGUCAAAGGUGUUCUUGAUGGUCUAGGUAGUGGUCCCUUGGAAAAGACCAGGCCCUUCUCUUGGGAACCAUCCCAGAUGUUGGCUGGGACCAGGACCCCAAUUUGCUCCAGCCCUCUGACUUCUGAACAAGGAACUAAGCCUAAGAACAGAACACCAGCCAAGUUAGUACAUGUAGGCAUCACAUGUGAUAAAUGCGAAGGUGUCAUCACCGGCUUCAGAUACAAGUGUGGCCAUUGUCUGGACUUUGACCUUUGCGAGGAGUGUGAAGCCCAGCCAGGUACCCAUGACCCUAACCAUGUGUUCCUGAAGCUCAAACGACCAGCAUACCGUGUAGGGGUCAAGUCUGAUGGUAGGGUAGCUCCUAUCUUCAAGCAUCCCAUCUAUGCUGAUGAUGACACACCGGUCUGGGAAUACAAAAUCAAGAAACUAGAAGAGAAGAUGGCCAGGAAAGCUGCAAGGGCAGAGCUCAAGCGCAAGUACCGGGAGGAGAAACACCGUGUCAGGGUCGAGUGUCACAGCCAGGUGUCCCCAACCAAGAGAGAGAGGAUAGAGAAGAUGGCAGAAAAGCAGGCCGAGCAGAUCAUGGCUGCUGCCAGCAUUGCUGCCACCCCUACAACGCCCACCACUUCAGCAGCAGAUUCUACAACUGAAAUAACUCCUCUGCUUGCACUAGCUAAGUAUGGUGCUGGAUUUGUCAGUGACGGUAACUUACCCGAUGAGACACAUCUGCAGCCCCUGACUAAGUUCGUCAAGAGCUGGAUCAUGAUCAACAAUGGGAGUGUGAAAUGGAACUCAGAUACCAAGUUGAAGUACCUGUGGGGUAACAUCAAGAUCCUGUCAGCUGACUCUAUGGACAUCCCACUCCUGUCUCCCGGGGAGGAAGGACCAAUCUGUGUGGACUUUGAAGCUUCAGACAAACCAGGCCACUAUCAAAGCCACUGGAGACUCACACAGAAGGGCGAACAGUUCGGCCAUCGUGUCUGGUGCAAUAUUAUCGUGGACAAGGCCGAGGUCCUGGAGCCCAGGUGUGAGAGUAAGAAGACCGUGCAGGAGGAGCUCAUUCUGCCCAAAGUCAAGGAGGAUGAAACAGUCGAGACUGAUUCCAGUGAGAACACACCCUCUAGUGACAUGGCUCACCUCCAGAGUGACCAAUCAGAUAGUUGCUCUCCAACCAGGAUGGCCUCACGCUCCGACGUCCUCACUGCUCAUGAUGUCUUCUCCUUCGAGCUGCUCAGUAUCCAUGAUGAUCAGGAGGCAGACAAGGAGGUAGCUGGUGUGAACAGCCCUGCUGCUACAACAACACCAAACAACACUCCCAUAGUUGGACUGACCCCCUGCAUCUCGCCCAUCCCUCAGCUAGAUGAGAAGCUCCUAUGCCGUAGGGUCUCAGAGCACAGUGAUCUUGAGAUCAUCCGAAGGGAAGACAUUCCAGAGAUCAUUGAAACCCAGGACAUGGUGAGAGAUGAACCAGGUUUCGAGAUGGCUCAGGAUGGUGUAGCAGUCGCUUUCUCGUUCUCUGAUGAAGAUUUAGAUGACGUUGAGAGUAUCUGUAGUUCAUCUGACAGUGACAUGUUAGAUGAUUACUGUGUGGUGCCUCUACCAGAUUGCUUUGAUCCAACCAAGCCCUUGGAUAAAUCCAUGAUUCUCUCCAGGACAUCCAUGUCUUCAUCAAUGACUUCUAGCGUUCUAGCACCAAAUGCUGAGAACGCACCACUGGUCAGGCUACCAAGUUAUGAGGAGAGCCAGGCAGAGCUUGGAGGUUCCACCACUCCUCAAGCGUCUGCUCUCAUCAUCCAAGAGGACGAGGUUCCUCAGUUUUCUGCAGCCGCUGAAGACAUCACUGCCCCAUCAGCAGAGCAAGACGGUGGAAGGACAGAAGAGAUCAUUCAGAUGGAAGAGGUUCCAGAGGAAGAAGCAACCAAUGUGGCACCUUCUGUGGAUGCCAUCCUAAGCACCUCCAACCCUGCUCUAGAGAUCACUCCACUCAUCCCACUGGUAGCUGCAACCCCUGUUCAGACCACCAUCCCCCCAUCCUCCCCCAAGCCAACCACUCCUAGCCAGGAGACAGUCACAAUGGCACCCAUGCCAGAGAUCACUCUCCUGGCCAGCCCAGUACCAACCCAGUUUGAGGAAGCUGUGCUCAUCAACCCAGAAGGGAGUGUCAUGUAUGCUACUAGACAGCCAGAGGUUGUGAGAGAGACUCGUACAACCCCUGUAUCUAGUGCUGCUGAAGGGACCAAUCUGGACUUGAUCGAGACAACUGUCCAACCACAAGAGACACAGGUUCAAGAUCGUGAAAGGCAUGAGGAACAUGAUGAUGAGUUCCAUGAUGCUCAAGACGUACCAACCCAACAGGAGAACACCCAGUAUAACAAUACCUACAAUGAUGUCCAAGUGGAAGCUGACCCAGUCGAUCUCUUAGGGUACACAGCAGCUCGUGCAGUUGAGGUAGCAGGGAAUGUAGUGAGACAAGCCUUUGGCACAGCAGCGAGCUCAGUGAACGCCCUGCUAAGACCCCAGCCAAUCCCUAGGCCUGCUCCGUAUGAACCACCAAACCUAUCAUCUAUGGAUCAGCUGAUUGAGAUGGGGUUCGGAGAUAGGACCAAGAACCAACAACUUCUUGAGAAGCACAAUGAUGACGUCUCCAAGUGUGUCCAGGAUCUCCUACAGGCAGAGGACAAUGAUUGGACCGAUAACAGGCAUUAGGACCUGGACCUGAUGAUGCCACCAAGACCGUAAUUGAUCCAAUAAGGACAUUGAUUCACAUACACACUAUCAUUACAGAUUUUGAAAAUUUGGAAGUGUAUCCACACUUCUUUAAUAUUGAAGAAAUUUCUAGGAAAAAACUACUUGUAGUUAUUCCAUUGAUUAUCAAUGAAUACUAUCUAAUGUAUAGUGCACAUGUACAUUGUACUUUCUGUGUCAAGUUUAUUAUUCAUAAGAUGUGUUUGAAAGAGGAUUCAUAAAUGUGUGAAUUUUAAAGACAAUUGUUGUGGACAAUAUUACUUUACUAUACCAGUCAUUAGAGUACAUUAAGUAAAAUUUGUACAAUGUAAGUGGAUGCAAGUUACGAAAAAUCUUAUUCGUCAAAAUGAGAACUUCUUACUGUACAGAACUGCACAUGUGUUAUAUGACUUCUUUUGCAUUUGUGUAACACACUUAUAUUUCUUCAUUUUCCUGUAAAGGUCAAGUUGGAACUUAUUAUAUAUUUCAAAGAAUACUCAAGCUUCUUUUAUUUCUUCCGAUUAUACAUGUGCUGUUAUGUUAUUUUCUUUUUACUAGUAUGUAAUUAAAUAUGUGUGCCUAUGGCAUGACAAACAAAGGUCAUUGGUUACUUAUAGAAUGAGUAGAUAUGCUUACAUGUAUGAAAUUCAGAAUGCCAUAAUUUUUUCCCCUGGCACUACUUUGUUUUUGUGACAUUCACUUUUGAAAUCAGACUGCCCUGUAGAGUAUAAAUCAUAUUUUUAAGAUCAUUACAUUUUUGCACAUAUAACUUUUUCUCACUAAUAAGUUAAUCUUUUAUCACUAUGCCAAUGUUGUAUACUUCCUUUGCAUGGUAUGAUCGUGUGAUAUUUGCAUGUUACUUGUGAAAACUGAACAUUUUUAUUUUUUUGGUCAAAAAAUGUGCCCCUGGCAAACUUUCUUCAUUCAGAUGUUAUUGAUCUAUGAUACUAACACAUUUUGUAAAGUAAAUAUGUAUUAAUAACUGUAAAUCUGUGUGACUGAAGUGAUUUUAUGCCAGAUUGAUUUGAUUUGAUCAAGUACUGCAUGAUACAAAAGUAUCUCUUUUAUUUUAUUUUUCUCUAUCAUGUAUCAAUUAUUAUGUAAUAAUUGUAAAUAUUUUCAAGAGGAUAUAACACUUAUAUGGUGUAGAGUUAAAAUGAUAUAAGAUAUGUAUCAUAAUUUGUAGAUAUAAAAAAAAUGAUGAACAGUGCAGAUACCCUUAUAUUUGAGGAUAUUAAGUUUCACCAUGUAAAAAGUAAAUUAUUAAGCUUCAAGAUCUUCUUUACAUAACAUAGAAAGUUAGAAGAGGUUUUUGUGUCUCCAUACUAUGUCUUCUCUUUGCUACUUUAAAAGCCCUCAAUAUAUGUACUUAUUACAAUAAUCUAAUGAAGCUAGGUACCCUCAUAUUGCCAAUUAAUUUACACUUACAAAUCCUCCCUCCAAUACUUUCAAUCCACUUUCUUUUGGUAUAAUGGUUUCUGAACUCAAUAUAAUGUUCUAGUUUAUAUGUGGUAUAUUUCCAAUUGAUCUAGGUUUUAGAUUUCCUGUGGUAUAAGGGCAGAAGCUUUCAAAUAUCUGUUUUUGUGAUCUGAUAUUGUCAAAGCAUUGUGAAUCCACAAACUUGCAGGAAGUAAGAAAGAUAACAAGCCGCACUGACUUCACAACUUUGUUGAAAAUGUGGUUGUCUAAUCUAUCCCUGCAUCAAAUGGCUUGGUAAUUAUUGAGAGAUAAGAAAUAUUACAGACUUAUAUAGACAAUAUAUGUGAUGUAACCAAAGAGGACUAUAUAUAAUAUAAUAUUAUCCUGGCAGAGAAAAAUUAACCUCCAUUUUAAAUUUUUUAUUUUACUCUUAUUUUCUUGAAUUGAACAGUGUUGGGGACACCAAUGCUAAACAAAGGAAUACUUUACUGUUUGUGUAUAGAUGAUUUAUUCAGAGUUUGAAGAGGAUAUGCAGCUUAAGAAUUGAGUAUGAUCAUCAUGUAUUUGACAUUUUUAAUUUAAAGUGAAUAGCGGAAGAUGUGAUUGCUGUAAAGCUAGUGUAAUUUGCAUGUAAGGAUGUAUGAGGUGUGAGAGAGCGACACGGAGGUGAAAAUCAUCUUGAAGAAUGUGUUAUUAUGUGAAAAAUGAAAAAAAAUGAGUAUAUUAAAAUAAAGAUGUAUAUGCAA